Molecule: messenger RNA, 2636 nt
Organism: Emys orbicularis (European pond turtle)
Lineage: Eukaryota; Metazoa; Chordata; Testudines; Emydidae
Gene: AKAP17A
Product: A-kinase anchoring protein 17A
Exons: 5
Coding region: 556-2622 (688 amino acids)
Biological process (GO): regulation of RNA splicing
Cellular component (GO): cytosol; nuclear speck
Molecular function (GO): RNA binding; protein kinase A binding
Source: RefSeq, a predicted model, not a curated record
GGACGCCGGGGAGCAGGGCGGCUGUUCUGUUUUCUUUUGGGUCCGACGUAGCCGCCGGCGGCGGCUUGGAGGCCAGAGACCGAUGUGGCGGAAUAAAGUCGUCCAGUUGAAGCUGCUGCAGUAUAACUGUUGCUAGUUGGCACUCUAGUAAUUCUGCUCAUGUUAACAUUGGGUGACGACAUAACUUCCACAGUGCUUCCUCCCGAAGCCUAGCUUUCUGUUGAGCCAUUGAGUAGCAAACCACACUUAUUCAUAUCAUCAGCUUUUCAGUUUCCCUGUGGACGUAAUUGUACUGCUUAUGACUGUAGUAUUUAAGUCUUGGAACUGAAUUUAUAUAUUGUGAUGGUUAGAAAACAGUUUAUAAUGGCAAUGCUGUUAAUUUUAAAUUUCCUAAUUGACUCUCAUGCCAAGAAUCAAUGGUUUUACUUGGUAAUGUUUAAAUCUCAGAGCCAGUCAAUUAUUUACAGAUAAGGACCACUUUCCUCAGUUAGUGUCGCCUACAAGUUAGUUGAGUAUACAUUUUUCUUAGUGGUUUUAUACUUCUUUUUUUGUGCUAUGGCGGCUGCUACAAUAGUUCAUGAUGCAUCAGAAGCAGUAGAGCUCUGUGCUUCCUAUGGCUUGUACCUUAAACCCAUUACAAAAAUGUCUAUCAGUGUGGCACUUCCUCAGCUCAAGCAACCAGGAAAAUCCAUUUCCAACUGGGAAGUGAUGGAAAGACUAAAGGGAAUGGUGCAAACUCAUCAGUUUUCCACACUACGGAUUUCCAAAAGCACCAUGGAUUUCAUCCGUUUUGAAGGAGAAGUUGAAAACAAGAGUUUGGUUAAGUCCUUUCUAGCAUGCCUUGAUGGCAAAACAAUAAAACUUAGUGGUUUCUCUGACAUUUUAAAAGUUCGUGCUGCAGAAUAUAAAAUUGACUUUCCUACUAGACAUGACUGGGACUCCUUUUUUCGUGAUGCCAAAGAUAUGAACGAAAGUUUGCCGGGGGAGAGACCAGACACCAUUCACUUAGAGGGAUUACCUUGCAAAUGGUUUGCACUGAAGGACUCUGGCUCAGAAAAACCAAGUGAAGAAGUCCUUAUAAAAGUAUUUAAGAAAUUUGGGGAAAUACGUAAUGUGGACAUACCCAUGCUGGACCCAUAUAGAGAAGAAAUGACUGGUAGAAACUUUCACACCUUCAGUUUUGGAGGCCAUUUGAAUUUUGAAGCUUACGUUCAAUAUCACGAGUAUGCAGGUUUCAUCAAGGCCAUGAAUGCCCUGCGAGGGAUGAAACUGAUGUACAAAGGUGAUGAUGGCAAAGCAGUGGCUUGCAAUGUAAAGGUUUCCUUUGACUCAACAAAACACCUGAGUGAUGCAUCAAUUAAGAAACGGCAGCUUGAACGUCAAAAACUUCAAGAGCUUGAACAACAAAGAGAGGAACAAAAACGCAGAGAGAAAGAAGCAGAAGAGAAAAAAAAGGAGGAGGAAAGGAAACAGAAAGAACUUGAAGAACUUGAGAGAGAGAGAAAAAGAGAAGAGAAGUUACGCAAAAGAGAACAGAAACAGAAGGAUCGUGAAGUUCGUAGAAACAAAAAGAAACUUGAAAAAAUGCAAGCAGAAGAGCAGAAAAAACUGCAAGAGAAAAUAAGACUAGAAGAGAGGAAGCUCCUGUUAGCGCAAAGAAAUCUUCAGUCCAUCAGACUAAUUGCAGAACUGCUUAGCAGAGCAAAGGCAGUAAAGCUUCUGGAGCAGGAACAUAACGAAGAAAGAGUCCGUCUUCAGGAGUUGGAGGAGAGACGAAGGCUGCAAGAGGCUGAACUCAGACGUGUAGAGGAGGAAAAAGAGAGAGCACUUGGACUGCAAAGAAAAGAGAAGGAGCUAAGGGAGAAGCUAUUAAGCAAUCUCCUGAGCAAGAAAACAGAUGACACACAUCAGAGUAAGGAGGAAACUAAGGCAUCUCAGUCUGGCUUGUUGAAAACUAUUGUGGCUGGUCCACAGAUUGUGUCAUCCAGCUGUAUAACAUCUACCUCGGUACAGUCCAUUAUGGGUAAACCAAAUCAGGUCUAUCAGAGGGAAGUAAUAUCCAAUGAAAGUGUGAACUCUCAAUCCAAGUAUUUAAAUGGAAACCUUCACAAGGAAGCUAAUGUUAAGGAAAGCAAGACACUUAAUUUCAAUAGCACUGAAAGUUCUUCUGAUAAAAGGAGUUCAGGUGUGCUUUCUUGUAUUCCUGCCAAUAACCAGCAACACAAGACUACGUCAAGCUAUGACCAGAAUGCGUGCAGGAAGGACUUAUCCUCUGAGCAAGGCAAGUGUAACAGAGAGCCAAGUAAGGGGAGGAGCCAUUCAUGUAGUGACACAAGUAUUGAUAAUAGCAAAGAUAAAAAGGAAAGGAGCAAACACAGAAGAGACUUGAGUAGUCAAGAUGAAAAGUAUAGGAAAGAAAGAAGACUCCAUAAAUACCCUAGCAAAAGUCGCAGCCCUCACCGAAGAAGCUUAAGCCCAGAUCGCACCCAGCAUAAGAGGGCCUUGAGUAGUGAGAGUAGACAAGAUAAGAAAGAGAGAAGUCAUGGUCACAAAAGCUUGGGUAAGAAACGAAAGCACCGAAAGAGAUCAUUGAAUAAGCAAAGAAGUCCUUGGAGUAGGUAAUAAAGGAAUUUGCC